CACCGAUUUUCUUCAAAGUAGCAACUCUGCCGUCAAUCCCCCUUGCCCCAACCUCUCACUUCUCCAAUCCUUUCUUACCAGGGCUGCUUCUUCGACCUACCCUCAUCCCUCUCUCCUCCCCUCCAGCUCACCCUCUUCACCGGGCCUCAGGGGCUUCCUCGCCCCUCUUUCUCCACUCUUCUCUUUCCCAUCCCAUUGCUGGAGGUUCUGUACAGAAGCUGGCCGCGCCUUCUCCUCGUUCCUGAAUCCUUUGAGACGUCUUUUAGGUUGGGGAGGCGAGGGACAGCGGUGGCUGAGGAGGAGACUAAGUGCCUGGCCCGCACCGGGAGCCGGGAGCCUGACGUCACCGCGCCCUGUCAAUCUCCCGCUGGCGCGCUGCUCGCAGAAGCCUUUUCUGCAACUGUCUCUCACUUGCGGCAGCGCCGGCACAGCUACAGGCACCCGGAGCUCUGCUCCGGCCCGGCCCCGGCCGCCUCCCGCAGGCAGCGGCUUGGUCCGCGCGGGGAGCGCAGCCCGGCGCCCCGCCACGGCGCCCAUGACCAGCGACUUCCUUAAGUCCUAAUCUCAGGGUGCAGCCUCCCGCCGCGAUGAACGCGAGCGCCUCCUCGCUCAACCAGUCCCAGGUGGUGGCAGUGGCGGCCGAGGGAACGGCUGCGGCGGCGACCGCGGCGGGGACGCCGGACACCGGCGAAUGGGGUCGCCCUGCAGCGGCGGCGGCGCUGGGGGGCAGCAGCGGAGCUAAUUCGUCCCUGGAGCUGUCAUCGCAGCUGCCCGCGGGGCCGUCGGGGUUGCUGCUAUCGGCGGUGAACCCGUGGGACGUGCUGUUGUGCGUAUCCGGGACUGUGAUCGCGGGCGAGAAUGCUCUGGUGGUGGCACUGAUCGCGUCCACUCCGGCGCUGCGCACGCCCAUGUUCGUGCUGGUGGGUAGCCUGGCCACCGCCGACCUGCUGGCGGGCUGCGGCCUCAUCCUACACUUCGUGUUCCAGUACGUGGUGCCCUCGGAGACCGUGAGCCUGCUCACCAUAGGCUUCCUUGUGGCCUCCUUCGCUGCCUCGGUCAGCAGCCUGCUGGCCAUCACGGUGGACCGUUACCUGUCCCUCUACAACGCGCUCACCUACUACUCCCGCCGGACGCUGUUGGGUGUGCACCUCCUGCUGGCCGCCACCUGGACGGUGUCCCUAGCCCUCGGGCUGCUGCCGGUGCUCGGCUGGAACUGCCUGGCGGAGCGCGCCGCCUGCAGCGUGGUGCGGCCGCUGACGCGCAGCCAUGUGGCGCUGCUCUCCGCGGCGUUCUUCGCGGUCUUCGGUGUCAUGCUGCACCUGUACGUGCGCAUCUGCCAGGUGGUCUGGCGCCACGCACACCAGAUAGCGCUGCAGCAACACUGCCUGGCGCCGCCGCAUCUCGCUGCCACCAGGAAGGGCGUGGGUACGCUGGCGAUAGUGCUAGGCGCUUUCGGUGCCAGCUGGCUGCCCUUCGCCAUCUACUGCGUGGUGGGCAGCCGCGAGGACCCGGCUGUCUACACCUACGCCACCCUACUGCCCGCCACAUACAACUCCAUGAUCAAUCCCAUCAUCUAUGCCUUCCGCAACCAGGAGAUCCAGCGUGCCCUGUGGCUCCUGUUGUGUGGCUGUUUCCAGUCCAAAGUGCCCUUCCGCUCCAGGUCCCCAAGUGAGGUCUGAAGGCUGCCCUCCUCUCACCAACACCACACCCCCAACAAGCCAGCCUUUGGUGAGCGUCUCAAUAACUGCUGGUGAGCUCUGAGAUCCCACCAGUGUGAAUGAAUCUGACUUUGAAAAGAAAGAGUAAAUGAAAAACAAUAAAAAACAGAAAGCUAAACAAAUGCAACAAACUGACGAGGACAAAGAGGCUUGCUGGCACUUUACAUAUACAGUGUAUACAUGUGUACAUAUAUAUACAAAUAUUUGUAUCUCCUGGAGGUGUUCAGGAUGUGGAGCUUCCUGUUCUGUGAAAACCUAACAAAGAUGUGGUUGUAUACUCAAAUUGUACAUCACAUUUGUCAAGUGAAGACAUUUCAAUACUGCUUAAUUAUAGCACUUUAUUUUUAGCUGCUGAACUGCCAAAACAGUGUUGCCAUUUUCAAGGGCAGGGGAAAGAGUAAAAGGUGUAUUUUUGUUGUAUGUGAUAGAAUAUUUUGCUGCACAUGCAUCAAUAAAUUACAACAUAUUUUGUACACAAAUAAACACAUUACAAAAAGGUAAA
Molecule: messenger RNA, 2220 nt
Organism: Choloepus didactylus (southern two-toed sloth)
Lineage: Eukaryota; Metazoa; Chordata; Mammalia; Pilosa; Megalonychidae
Gene: GPR6
Product: G protein-coupled receptor 6
Exons: 2
Coding region: 588-1679 (363 amino acids)
Biological process (GO): G protein-coupled receptor signaling pathway
Cellular component (GO): membrane
Molecular function (GO): sphingosine-1-phosphate receptor activity
Source: RefSeq, a predicted model, not a curated record